Tetranychus urticae (two-spotted spider mite) is the source of this 909-nucleotide messenger RNA. RefSeq names its product flavin reductase (NADPH). Lineage: Eukaryota; Metazoa; Arthropoda; Arachnida; Trombidiformes; Tetranychidae. Gene Ontology annotation, molecular function: riboflavin reductase (NADPH) activity; biliverdin reductase [NAD(P)H] activity. The record is from RefSeq and is a predicted model, not a curated record.
GAUACUAAAGGUUUAUUCCUGUUGAUUUUGUGGUACAAUUAAUACAUAUCUAGUUCCGCCAACAUGAAACCAACCCCCAAAAAUGUUGAGAUAAUCAAUUCCUCCUUCAAAUCAACUAUAAAAGCUCAUGGUUUAUUGUAAUUACUCCCAUAACUAUUUGCUGUAACAAGUUUAAUUGAUUGAUCGGUUGAAAUUGAAAUAAUAAUGUCAAGUAUCAAGAAAAUUGUGAUUUUUGGUGCUACUGGUAACACUGGAUUAGCUACUGUUGCAAAAGCCAUUGCUCAAGGAUUUGAAGUUACCGCGUUUGUCCGAGACCAAACAAAGCUUCCAGAUGAUCUCAAAGUUGCUUCAGUAGUUGUUGGUGAUGUUACAAAUGCCGAUGAUGUUGAUAAAGCCGUUCAAGGACAAGAUGCAGUUGUCGUCGUUUUGGGUACUCGGACCAACCUCGGACCUACAACUGUCAUGUCAGAUGGAACCCGUAAUAUUGUUGAAUCAAUGAAAAAACAUGGUAUCAAGAGGAUAUCAGUCUGUCUUUCUGCUUUCCUAUUCUGGAAACCAGAUGCGAUUCCACCACCAGUUAUCAAUGUCCAUGAAGAUCACUUAAGGAUGGAAACUAUAAUCAAAGAGUCUGGUCUGGAUUGGGUUAUUCUGUGUCCUCCUCAUAUUGAUAAUGCUGAUGGCAAAGGAGAGUACAAAUUGGUCAAGGAGCAAGGAGCUGGACCUAAAAUAUCUAAACAUGACUUGGGUGAUGCCUUGUUAAAAGUGUUGAACACCGACGAAUGGCUUCAUACAAGAGUUGGAAUGGGUUAUUAAAAAUAAUCCAAGCAAUUUAUGUUAUGUAUUUGAUCUUAGUUAAUCUAUAAAUUUAAUUUACUCGGAUUAAAAAGAUUAAUAACCUUUGUUACAAAA